Molecule: messenger RNA, 1716 nt
Organism: Heterobilharzia americana
Lineage: Eukaryota; Metazoa; Platyhelminthes; Trematoda; Strigeidida; Schistosomatidae
Source: the annotation of a GenBank genome assembly
AUGGUAAUACCAAUCUCAAAAAAACACGACAGGUACAUCAUAACCUACGACAAUAAAACAUCAACAACACUCAUAUUCGAUCGCAGAAAAGGUGAAAUAUUAAGAGACGCAAAAAUACAAAACAAUGGUAUGAUCAAAUUGGCGUCUGGACAACUCGUGGCACCCUCAUCCAGAGAAGGCUCUAAAUACAUGAUAGUCGCUGACGAGGAUGGUGAAACCCUCCGAGUGUACGACCGCUUCUCUGGGGAACAAAUAGACGAUGCACAAGUCGAUGCCAAUGGGUUGAUACAAUUCGAGGAUGGACGAAUGGCAAUCGAGCCCUCUUCCAAACUAGAUAGAUAUGUGAUAAUUCAAGAUCCGAACAGUGAUGAGAAAUUAGUGUUCGACAGACGCACAGGUGGUCAUAUCAGGGAUGCUGUUUACAGUGAAGAUGGACUGAUUCACUUCCCAGAUGGCAGACGUGUUGCACCGGGGUCGACUGACAACAGCUCACAAUACCUGAUCCAUGUUGAUCCUCUGACAAACGAACACCUGGUUUUCGACAGACACACUGGUGAGAUGAUUGAAGGAGCUUCGGUUGAUGCUCACGGUUUGAUAAUUCUGCCCGAUGGUAAAUUGCAUCUAGAUCAAGAUCGAGUCAAGUACAGGUAUAUCGUUUUCGAGGAUACAAACGAAAACUCCACCCUUGUAAUAGAUACGAAAACUGGUCAGAAAAUUCUCGGAGCAGCUGUGUUGGCUAACGGGCUAGUCAGACUACCCGAUGGGAAACUGGUUGCACCAAGCUCAAAUGUAAGUGCGAAUUACAUGGUGGUCGGAACAACAGAAGAGGGUCAAGAUCAAAUGAUUUUCGAUCGUCGGACAGGUGACCAAGUAACAGAUGCUUACUUGGACAAAGAUGGUGUGAUACACUUACCAGAUGGAAGCUUAGCCAUCGCAUCCUCCAUGACCGAAGGUCGCUAUCUAGUAGCACAAGACAAGCUGACAGGAGACCCCGUCAUUUUCGACCGUCGUACUGGAACAGAACUCACGAACGCCACACUCCACCACAACGGUAUGAUCAAGUUGGCGUCUGGACAACUCGUGGCACCCUCAUCCAGAGAAGGCUCUAAAUACAUGAUAGUCGCUGACGAGGAUGGUGAAACCCUCCGAGUGUACGACCGCUUCUCUGGGGAACAAAUAGACGAUGCACAAGUCGAUGCCAAUGGGCUGAUACAAUUCGAGGAUGGACGAAUGGCAAUCGAGCCCUCUUCCAAACUAGAUAGAUAUGUGAUAAUUCAAGAUCCAAACAGUGAUGAGAAAUUAGUGUUCGACAGACGCACAGGUGGUCAUAUCAGGGAUGCUGUUUACAGUGAAGAUGGACUGAUUCACUUCCCAGAUGGCAGACGUGUUGCACCGGGGUCGACUGACAACAGCUCACAAUACCUGAUCCAUGUUGAUCCUCUGACAAACGAACACCUGGUUUUCGACAGACACACUGGUGAGAUGAUUGAAGGAGCUUCGGUUGAUGCUCACGGUUUGAUAAUUCUGCCCGAUGGUAAAUUGCAUCUAGAUCAAGAUCGAGUCAAGUACAGGUAUAUCGUUUUCGAGGAUACAAACGAAAACUCCACCCUUGUAAUAGAUACGAAAACUGGUCAGAAAAUUCUCGGAGCAGCUGUGUUGGCUAACGGGCUAGUCAGACUACCCGAUGGGAAACUGGUGCACCAAGCUCAAAUGUAA